Amoebophrya sp. A120 is the source of this 740-nucleotide messenger RNA. The record is from the annotation of a GenBank genome assembly. NCBI's taxonomy places the organism in Eukaryota, Dinophyceae, Syndiniales, Amoebophryaceae.
AGCUGGACAAAAUUGAGAGCAGCGAAGACGAUAUUAAAUGCAAAUAUUCACCCUGGAGGACGUCUGGAAAGUUGUGAUGCUGGACUGUGGAUGUUGGAAACACUUCCGAAUGCAGCCAAGCAGGACAAGUUUGCAGAGCCAACGCUUUCUCAUACGCAGCCCGCAUGCGAAGCUGUGUUUUUGUCUGACAAAUCAAAAGAGGGCGCGACCUUUGUUGGUCCAGGAAUGGACAGAUUGCACAGGAAUGGAAGACCAGCAUUACAAGUUCCCACUUUCCAGACCAUUAGACAUUUUUGCAAUGGAUAGACGAUGCGUGGGUGGCGUUGAUGACGGAGCUGUCGAAGACCCUGCACACGACCGGUGGGAGCGUGAAUUAUCGGAAAUUCCUCGGAGCUCACGAGUUGAAGGAGCACGAUAAAUUGCUAGACCACUGGCGGACCUACGACAAGAUGGCGAUCCAGGAAGAAAGACAGGCAGCAGGUCUGGAGGGAGAAGUAGUUAUAAAUGCGUCCGAUCUAUGGAUUGCAAAAGUAUCGUACUCGUACAAAUGCAUUACAAAUUUCCUCAGCAUGAGAAAUAAAAUUUGUAAUGCGGAUCUGACUUAACAAAAUCAUUUGUAAUGCAUGAUUGCAAUACGAAUGCGAUGCUUUUGCACAGGAUACGAUCAGGACAAGUACCUGAUUGCGAAAUUGGUAGAAGUUUUCGACGCAGUAUCGCAAGAAAAAACUGUCUCACUGUGA